Messenger RNA from Trichomonas vaginalis G3, 519 nucleotides. RefSeq lists its product as uncharacterized. Bases 1 to 519 code for a protein of 172 amino acids. The record is from RefSeq and is a predicted model, not a curated record. NCBI's taxonomy places the organism in Eukaryota, Parabasalia, Trichomonadida, Trichomonadidae. The transcript has a single exon.
AUGCUCAGUUUAUCGUCUGUGACAAAUAUACUUGGUGAUUGUGUAUUUUCAAAUUGUACAAAACUUGCAACUUUGAUUUUGUCAAAUCUGAAGCUUGUUAGUUCCGAUUAUCUUCUUUUGUUUGAUAACUGUUCAAAUCUCAAAGAUAUUUACUUCGGCAAUAUGCCACCUAAUAAACUCUCUCCCAACAUUUCAUUUGAAGGAAUGAAUAUACAUGUACCAUCAUGGGAAAAUUAUAUAUCUCAAUCUGAAGAAAUUUCGCCAAACCACUAUAAAUGGCAUGGUUUCGAAUUCAUAUAUCAUCCAAUAACACCCGAACCAACAACAUAUGAGCCACUAUCAAGUUCUCCAACACAAAAUACUGAUAAACAAAGAAAGAAAAGAGUUAUUUUGAUUUCGGUUUCUGUUUCAAUUAUUAUAAUUGUUAUCAUAGUAAUAUUAGCAAUAUUACUCCUGAUUACACGAAAUAAGAGAAAAGGAGAAUUGAUUACAUCACAGGCACUUAUAAUGCAAACAUAA